CGGCGAUCGCGAUCGCAUUCGCAAUCGCUGCGUCCGCAACGCCCCCCCUGCUUUAGUACUGUAGUAUGCUCAUCAGUCCAUGGCGAGUUGUGAUGGCAAAGUUUCGUCGUUGGCUAUCGACCAUUGACCCGUUCACCGUUCUGUUCUCCCCCCGUCGUACCGGCACGCCCAUCGGCAGCAUUUGCAGCAUUUGCAGCAGCAGCAGUGAGACAUAAGCCGGUGCUUGGCCUCCGGGCCGAUUUCUCUGGUCUUGUGCUGCGGAUGUUCGAAGAAGAAGCUGAAGAGAAGACCGAGGUCGAUUUGAGAAGCGUGAGCCUGCGGAGUGAGGCCGACCAGGGACGAGUGUGCGAGCGAAGCUGAAGCUGAAGCUGAAGCCGAUCUGUUUCUCUAGUCGGGAGAGGAUGGUCGUUCGAAGGGUGAGACAAUGAGUAGUGACAGAAGGGUGGGGAGAAGAGUGUCGAGAGAGUGAGAGUGAGAGUGAGUGAGUGAGGGAGUGAGUUAGUGACAGAGUGAGCGAACGGAAGAAAUGCGGAUGUGAAUGUAAAUGCAGGAAGGGGAGGAGGGGGAGAGCAGCUGCGGAGGAGGAGCAAGAGGGCGAGGAGGAGUGUAGCAGCAGUGCGAGUUGCUGAAAUGGAAUCCGGGUCGUGUUUUCGCCCUCGGAUUCUCGUCACUCUGCUUUUUCUGCUGUCGCUGUACUGCACCUCAGUGAGGGCGGGGCCAGUGGGAGUGUGCUAUGGGCGCAAUGGGGACAAUCUGCCGACGCCGCUGCAGGCAGUGGCGUCGCUGCGAGCCAAGGGCAUAACGAAGGUGCGCAUCUUCGACGCGGACGCGAGUGUGCUGCAGGCGUUUGCGGACUCGGGCAUCGCGGUGUCGAUCACGGUGUCGAAUCUGGACCUGACGGGCAUCGCGCUGGACCAGGGCGUGUCGGACGCCUGGGUGCUGAACAAUGUGCUGCCCUACGUGCCGGCCACGAGCAUCUCGUCCAUCGCCGUGGGCACGGAGGUCAUGAUGACCAACGCCGGCAAUCUGUCGUCGUUCCUCGUGCCGGCCAUGCGCAACAUCUUCACCUCGCUCAAGACCAACAAUCUCGACUCCGCCAUCCAGGUCGUCUCGCCCAACUCCAUGACCGUGCUGUCCAAAUCCUACCCUCCCUCGGCCGGCACCUUCGACCCUGCCAUCGUCAACACCGUCGUCAUCCCCAUGCUCAGCUUCCUGCAGCAGACUCGCUCGCCCUUCAUGCUCAACUCCUACCCUUACUACGCCUACGUGAACGAUCCCAAGGGCGUGCCGCUCGAGUAUGCGCUCUUCACCUCCACCGUCGGCGUCAUCGAUUCCAACAACCAGCUGCACUACACCAACCUCUUCGAUGCGCAGGUCGAUGCCGUGUACGCCGCCAUGGAUGCGCUCAAUUUCUCCGACAUCAACAUCGUCGUGGCCGAGACUGGCUGGCCCAGCAAGGGCGAUUCGACUGAGAAUGCGGCCAGUGUCAAGAAUGCCCAGACCUACAAUCAGAACCUGGUGAACGAGCUCGUGCGCGAUCAGUCCGGGACUCCGCGCAAGCCUGGGCAGGUCAUGGAGGCCUACAUCUUCUCGUUGUACAACGAGAAUCAGAAAGCCGACCCCGAGUCCGAGCGCAACUUCGGCAUCCUGUACGCCGAUGGCACCGAGGUGUACACUCUGAAUUUCUAUGGUGGUGCCGAUGGCGGCUUCCAGGUGCAAAAUCGCACCUGGUGCGUGGCCCGGAACGAUGCCAGCAACAGCAGCCUGCGCAUCGCCAUCGAUUAUGCUUGCGGCGAGGGGCGGGCUAAUUGUGACGCGAUCCAAGAAGGCGGGGCCUGCUACGAGCCCAACACGUACGUGAACCACGCGUCGUACGCCUUCAAUGACUACUUCCAAAAGAGCAACAUGGACCCCCGAGCUUGCAACUUCUCCGGAACCGCCAAUCUCACGCAGCGAGAUCCCAGUUAUGGGAACUGCGUCUUCUAUUCAAAGCUUCCCAGUUCUGGUUAUCUCCAGUCACCGCAGGCCUACUACGGCUUCACGGCCAUGUUGGCGUUGGUGUUCUUGUUGCUGUUCAGAGGCUGAUGUGGUCCGUCUGCUCCGAGGUAUCGCUGUCUAUGGUUUGUGUAAGAAAUCUAAAUAAUUGAUGUGGUAGCUCAUUUCUGACGCAAGCAGAAAGGGGGGAAGGUAGCGAAAGAGUCUGCUUGCUUGGAGAUGCGCUCUAGGAUGAGUCCUGGGACUCCGGCGUACUAGUAAAGUUGUGUGGACCCCAAAUUUUUGACAAGUUUAGAGGAAUUCUUUGAUUGAUCAAUAAUUUAAAGCUCCUAUUGUAGAGGAUCAGGUAAAAAAUCAGCUUGGCUCUUGCUAAGAGCCGCCUGAAUUAUUUAUGCUGGAACGGGGAGCCAUGUAAGUGGUCGGUCAUCUCCCCAGACGACAGACUUUGUGCAGAUGCGGAUUUUCUCCUUCUUCGUAAUCUCGAAUUUGUGUCUGUAGGUAGUGAGAUUAGCUUUGGACAGAUUGUCUUCUGUAGCCUUCUGGGCCUCUCCGGGCGAUACCCUGGGCUUGUCGCAAGGUGUCGUCUUGCUUCAGACCGAGGGCCGUUUUUGCCCGAGAAGAUCAGAAUUGUACACUUCUAGGUCUUCUUUGCAGAUAGUGAUCAUGUUUCAUUCAUUCCCCAACGAGUUGCCAGCGGAGCGAUUUUGCCAAGGUCAAGAACAUGUGCCCCCUGUGGCGGUAUCCUGGGGCUGGUGGAGAACAGAGUCCCCUCUCGGGGAACUCAUAUUGAGAUGGAUAGACAGGCAGACGGACAGACAUACGGGGCAGUGCUGUGAUGAGAGAGAGAGAGAGAGAAAGAGAGCAAGGGUGUCGGAUUUGGUGGACAAGACCGGUUGUCGAGUGGGGGGUGAAUCAUGGACUUCAUACAUGUCGGCUUCCUCCGAUACAGGCGUACACAGAGGGAAAUCAUGAUGGCAACAGCAGAGAUUGUACGUUUGACACAGCAACGAGUUAAUGACAAAGUCGGAGUAGUGGGUCUUCUGCCUGCCUACCUGCCUGCCUUCGAGCUGAUCUGCACCCACUGCCACGCUGACAAACUCUUAGACAUUAUCAUAUGUCUCUGCCCGUGCCGAUGGACGAGAUUCCACAAUUCUCGAUGAAAAGGCUACUCUUGUUGGGAGUGAAAUAAACGAUCGGUCAGUACGUACAUGUAUCGUCAAUGUUCUGGAUACGCUUGUUUACGUG
Molecule: messenger RNA, 3240 nt
Organism: Marchantia polymorpha subsp. ruderalis
Lineage: Eukaryota; Viridiplantae; Streptophyta; Marchantiopsida; Marchantiales; Marchantiaceae
Source: the annotation of a GenBank genome assembly